This is a messenger RNA of Phlebotomus papatasi, 2560 nucleotides long. It is a transcript of the gene ogre, whose product is annotated as innexin inx1. The transcript is spliced from 6 exons. Gene Ontology annotation, molecular function: gap junction channel activity. The coding region runs from base 542 to 1627 and encodes 361 amino acids. Lineage: Eukaryota; Metazoa; Arthropoda; Insecta; Diptera; Psychodidae. The record is from RefSeq and is a predicted model, not a curated record. Gene Ontology annotation, cellular component: plasma membrane; gap junction.
GUGAGAGGGAGAUAGAUUGAAAGGCAACUGAAUACAGUGCCAGAGUCUGGCAAAGUCGGACCAUCUAGAGAGGAGACACAAGCAAAGGCAAAAUAAUAACACGCGAAGCAACCACAAAGAGGGGUCUCAGCUCACUCAACUCCAUUCCCAUUUGCAGAGAGAAAAAGCGACGAUAUUUCUACGGAGAGUUCACAAAUUGCUGCUAGAUCUUCAUUCAACCCCCCCAUCUGGCCACCCUUUGGUGUUGGAGAGUGGAAAAAAAGGCGGGAAAAUUCAGUUCAACCCUACUGUCCAUCCCUUGAAGAGGAUACCAGGGGUACUUAGCAGGGGUGUAGGGUAGCCUGUUUCGGAUGCAUUUGACAGAAUCCAACAAUUGGUGAUGUGUGCAAGUGAAAAAUGGAGCUUUUAGAUAGGGAUUGCAAUUAAAUUAUGCCCAAAUAUUGACUAGUGACUGUGUGAAUGGUAUCCACGUAGUAGUGAAUUAAAAAUUUUGCGAGUGAGAGAAUAAGAUACGUGUCGCGUGUGCCCAACUUGAGCAACAAUGUAUAAGCUUUUAGGAGGGCUUAAGGAUUACUUUAAGCUCCAGGAAAUUCAGACGGACAAUGCCGUCUUCCGUCUCCACAAUGUCUUCACCACAGUCCUCCUUCUCACAUGUAGUCUUAUCAUAACAGCAACUCAGUACGUGGGUCAACCCAUUAGCUGUAUUGUCACUGGAAUUCCGACCCAUGUUGUAAAUACAUUUUGCUGGAUUUCCAGCACUUUCACAAUGCCCGAUGCAUUUAGAAGACAGGUGGGGCUCGAUGUGGCACAUCCAGGAAUCACAAAUGACUUCAACGAUGAGGAUGCCAAGAAGUAUUACACGUACUACCAAUGGGUGUGUUUCGUCCUUUUCUUCCAGGCAAUCGCAUGCUAUACACCGAAAUUCCUCUGGGAUGCAUUCGAGGGUGGUCUCUUGAGAACCAUCGUGAUGGGACUCAAUUUGGGCAUUUGCCGUGAAGAGGAGAAAACAGCCAAGAAGAAGGUUCUCAUUGAAUACAUGCUACAGCAUCUAAAGCGCCAUAAACUCUAUGCCAUACGCUACUGGGGCUGUGAAUUCCUCUGCUUCGUCAAUAUUGUCAUUCAACUGUGGCUUAUGAAUAAAUUCUUUGAUGGUGAAUUCAUGUCCUAUGGCCUGAGGGUCAUGAGGCUGUCGGAGACACCACAGGAGAGUCGAUUUGAUCCCAUGGUGUAUGUAUUUCCACGUGUGACAAAGUGCAUCUUCCAUAAAUAUGGUGCUUCAGGCUCCAUUCAGAAGCACGAUUCCCUGUGCAUCCUGCCCCUCAAUAUUGUCAACGAGAAGACAUACAUUUUCAUAUGGUUCUGGUACAUUAUCCUGGCCAUUCUUCUUGUCGGAUUAAUAAUUUAUCGGGCUAUGAUUAUAACGAUGCCGGCAGUUCGGGCCAGAAUCCUCAAUGCACGCAAUCGCAUGGUACCCAGAGAGGUGGCAAAGUCCAUCUCCAAAAAAGUCGAUAUUGGAGAUUGGUGGAUCAUCUACAUGUUGGGCCGCAAUUUGGAUCCCAUCAUCUUCAAAGACGUCCUCACGGAACUCACGAAGAGUAUAGAUUCGUCCAAGAGGGAGAAAAACUAAAAACAAGAAAAAUCCCUCCGGCAUCUACUCAUCUCGCCAGCGGGAUAUCUCAUUUCAGAAAUGAGCCAACGCGACAAACCAUCUCAAAGUGGCCCGAGAUGGCGAGAAGGAGACGGAUUAAUUGAGUUAGAGCAUUUUGAAACUUUUGUAAUUUAUGAAUUUCCCAUCUGUCUGCAUGCCACCACAUCUGGAACAACGAUGACUUUUCCGCGAAAAGGGGCAUAUUUUACUUUCUUUUUUUUUGACCCGACAUCAAAACUCCAUCUCAAUUCCAUCUGAAAUUGACUGCAACAGAAUAUUUCAAAGGUCUACCGCAUGCCCUUGGCUGCUUCCAAAAUCCACAAUCUCCCCAUUUCUCAUUUCCACUAAAAUUCUAGAUUGAAUCUCAAGGGGAAAUUGCACAUCCCACAUGUUCUGUCUUGUUGGAGUUUAGAAUGUCCAUUACAUUUUACGCCUCUGUGAUUAUUGGUAAAUUAAAUUAAGGCUCAACAUUAGGCGAUGGUUCCUACUGGCGAGUAUGUUCAUUAAAUGCAGAUGUAAAUGCAACUGCAUUGAGAUUAUAGUCGAAUUGGAACCGUUAUAUGUAGUUUUAAUAGUCCUUUUGCAAAAUAAGUUAUCAGGGGAGAGAGAAUUUUAUUGUUGGCGCAGAGUGUCUCCUGUGUAUUUCAUUUUGACUAUGCUAUGAAAUUUUCCUCAAAUAAUCUCAUAUAUGGCAGCAAUAAGAUGCAAUUAUCACAUGCAUUGUUCAAAAUUCUUUUUUUUAUUAUUGCAUUUUCUCUAAAAAACAUUUCAAGAGAUUGUAUACAUUUCCUUUUAUACGAGGCUUCCCGACAGCAAUAUAUUUUUUAUAUACAUUUUAUAUAAUACUAUUGUAACUAUUGGACCACAUUUACGGCCAUCAACGAGAUGAAAAUAUAAUUUUUAUCAAGAAAA